This is a messenger RNA of Bombina bombina (fire-bellied toad), 5998 nucleotides long. RefSeq names its product signal induced proliferation associated 1 like 1 (gene SIPA1L1). The coding region runs from base 652 to 5967 and encodes 1771 amino acids. Gene Ontology annotation, biological process: regulation of small GTPase mediated signal transduction; activation of GTPase activity. Gene Ontology annotation, molecular function: GTPase activator activity; protein binding. Gene Ontology annotation, cellular component: cytoplasm. The record is from RefSeq and is a predicted model, not a curated record. NCBI's taxonomy places the organism in Eukaryota, Metazoa, Chordata, Amphibia, Anura, Bombinatoridae. The transcript has 23 exons.
CGAGAGCAGGCGGAGGAUAACUUUGUUCUUAACUUAUGGAAGCUUGGAGAGAGGAUCUGAAAAGGCUGCGGUUGAUAUGGGAGCGCUCGUAGGAGUAAAGGAAGGCGCUGGAUUAUUAUCGGUGGCUUUUGUAUUUGAGUCUUCGUGCAAAGCCCGUGCAGUCAUUUAGUGCGGACAGAGGGUCUCUGUGCGGUGCCUGCAGGAGGAGCCAUUGACAGACACAAGGGUCUCGUAAUGGUCUUUCGCACAGACGAUUGAAAUGCAAAACAGGAGCAGUGUGUAUCAAAGUGAACAUCCAGAAACAUGAUCUAAUAGUAGGUUCAGAAGAUCAAUCCACUACUGGGUGCUCGCUGGUGGCUAUGCACAUAUUUCUCUUGACGUUGGUUCAUCAGAAGAUAUUAAUGGAUAAUUUGAUGCAACCACAUUCUGGAGAAGCUGUACAUAUUAAGGAGGAUUCCAUUUGGAAUAAAUCUGUGGUGGAAAUGAAGAGGCAAAUUCAGUUUUAUGUAUAAUUUUCUAUUUUUGUGACAGAUCUCAUGAAACCAGUGUGUUUUCUGGAGUGGUUGCUCCAGGGGAAAAUUAUCUUUUCACAAAACAAUGAUAGACCUCUUUUAUUGUGGAAUCUUUUAAGGCUGACCACAUUUUCAGAUCAUGACAAGUUUGAAAAGGUCCCAGACUGAAAGGCCUGUUGGAAGUGGGAAUCAGACAACGGUACCAGAUGGCUUACAGAAAGCUCGUUCAGAUGAUUUUUAUAUGAGGCGCUUCAGAUCUCAGAAUGGUAGCCUAGGGUCUUCUGUCAUGUCUCCUGUAGGGCCACCACGUAGCGAGAGUUCGCAUCAUAUAACAUCUACCCCAGGUGUUCCAAAAAUGGGAGUAAGGGCAAGAAUAGCAGAUUGGCCACCUAGAAAAGACAAUGUGAAAGAAAUGGGCAGAUCUAGUCAAGAUGUAGAGACAGCAAGUAUUGACACUAUGUCUGUUAAAAGUAGCCCAAGUAGUCAAGUUAGCACGUCUAGUGUUAAUUCCAGUGAUUCUGCUAUGUUAAAGAGUAUACAAAACACACUUAAAAGUAAAACAAGGCAAGCAGAAAUACUGGACUCCAGGUUUCUUACCCCUGAUGGGUAUUCGAGCGCCAGUUCUCCAAGGAAGGUACAACGUAGAAUAAGGCAACGAAGUAACAGUGAUAUUACCAUUAGUGAAUUUGACAUGGACAACUUUGAAGAGUGCUUGUCACCAACCUUUAAAACUGGACCUUCACUCCACAGGGAAUAUGGAAGUACAUCCUCCAUUGACAAACAGGGCACCUCAGGGGAUAGUUUCUUUGACAUAUUAAAGGGAUACAAACAUGAAAAAUCUGGCCACAGAGGUCAUGCCUCAUCUAAAUUAAGUGAACUUUUAUUAAGCAGUGGAAAUAGGGGGUCUGGAUUCUCAUUAGAUGUUAUUGACAGCCAGAGAGAUGGUAACAGGUCUUACAGAGACAGAGAUAAGCCACUCAAAAGACGAUCCAAGUCAGAAACAGGGGAUUCUUCCAUUUUUCGGAAAUUACGAAAUGCAAAAUGUGAAGGAGACCUAGGAAAGUCUUCUGACAUGGACGAUGCACGGUCUGAUGACAGCCUUAAACCAUGGACCUGCCCAAAAUGUUUUGCCCAUUAUGAUGUUCAGAGUGUUUUAUUUGAUUUGAAUGAAGUUAUUAUUAAUAGGCAUAAUGUUAAUAAAAGAAAAAACACCACAACUGGAGCAUCUGCUGCUGCUGCAGCUUCUUUAGCAGCUGGACCAUUGUCUCACUCCUCAAGUUUUAACUCUCCUACAGGCAGUACAGAGGAUUUGAACUCUAAAGAGAACCUUAAUAUGGACCAAGGGGAUGACAAAAGCAAUGAUCUUGUAAUGAGCUGCCCUUAUUUUCGAAAUGAAGUGGGCGGAGAAGGAGAAAAGAAGGUUAGCCUUUCCAAAUCAAAUUCUGGGUCCUUUUCUGGGUGUGAUAAUUCCUCCUUUGAAUCUUCAAUAAGUUCACAUUGUACAAAUGCUGGUUUGGCUGUGCUUGAAGUUCCAAAAGAAAACCUUGUUCUACACCUUGACAGAGCAAAGAAAUAUAUUGUGGAACAUGUGGACCUUGGUGCCUACUACUAUCGGAAAUAUUUCUAUCAGAAAGAACACUGGAAUUACUUUGGGUCAGAUGAAAACCUUGGCCCUGUAGCUGUGAGUGUUAGACGUGAAAAGCUGGAAGAUGCAAAGGAAAAUGGACCUCAGUAUAACUAUCGUGUGAUCUUCAGAACCAGUGAGCUUAUAACACUGCGUGGUUCCGUUCUUGAAGAUGCCAUUCCUGCAACUGCUAAACAUGGCACAGCCAGAGGAUUGCCUCUUAAAGAAGUGCUUGAGCAUAUUGUUCCUGAACUCAAUGUGCAGUGCCUCAGAUUGGCCUUCAACACUCCCAAAGUUACAGAACAACUCAUAAAAUUGGACGAACAAGGGCUAAGCUACCAGCUGAAAGUUGGCAUCAUGUACUGCAAGGCAGGUCAAAGUACUGAAGAAGAAAUGUACAACAAUGAAGCAGCAGGACCGGCUUUUGAAGAAUUCCUACAACUCUUAGGAGAACGGGUACGACUAAAGGGAUUUGAGAAGUACAGAGCUCAACUCGAUACCAAGACGGAUUCUACUGGUACUCAUUCUCUGUAUACUACCUACAAAGAUUAUGAGAUUAUGUUCCAUGUCUCUACAAUGUUGCCGUAUACACCAAACAACAAACAACAGCUACUGAGAAAACGUCACAUUGGAAACGAUAUUGUGACAAUAGUUUUUCAGGAACCUGGAGCCCAACCAUUUAGCCCUAAGAACAUACGUUCCCACUUUCAGCAUGUUUUUGUAAUUGUGAGAGUGCACAAUCCUUGCACGGAUGCUGUCUGUUACAGUGUUGCCGUUACAAGAUCCAGAGAUGUACCAGCCUUUGGACCGCCAGUCCCAAAAAGCUACACUUUCCCUAAAUCUACUGUGUUCAGGGACUUUCUCCUGUCAAAAGUCAUUAAUGCAGAGAAUGCAGCUCACAAGUCAGAAAAAUUUCGAGCCAUGGCAACAAGGACCCAUCAGGAAUACCUGAAAGACCUUGCUGAAAAAAAUGUAACAAACACUUCUAUUGAUUCAUCUGGAAAGUUUCCAUUUAUCUCCUUAGCAUCAAAAAAGAAAGAAAAGUCAAAGCCAUAUUCAUGGGCUGAACUUCAUAGCUCUGGUGCCAUAGUGUGGAACGUCCAAGUGGAGGAUUUCAGUAAUGCUUUGGAGAUGGAAUGUUUGUUGUGCAUCUCUAAUGAAAUACUGGCCCUUAUUGAACUGGAAGCCAAGUGUGUUAUAUUUAACUGUUCGAGCCGUGAUAUCAUUGGUUGGACCUCUAAUACAGCUACAGUUAAAAUUUUCUAUGAACGAGGAGAAUAUAUUUUCAUAAGGAGUUACACGAACAACACUGAUGACAUCAAAGAGAUUGUCAAAAGGCUAGAAAUCAUUACAAAGGGAUGUGAGACUGUGGAGAUGACCCUUCGAAGAAAUGGUUUGGGGCAGCUUGGCUUCCAUGUGAAUUAUGAAGGAAUUGUUGCAGAAGUGGAGCCUUAUGGCUAUGCCUGGCAAGCCGGUUUACGACAAGGUAGCAGACUGGUAGAGAUCUGCAAAGUUGCAGUGGCCACUCUUAGCCAUGAGCAGAUGAUUGAUCUUCUUAGAACAUCAGUAACUGUAAAGGUCAUAAUCAUUCCUCCUCAAGAUGAUGGCAUUCCACGCAGAGGUUGCUCUGAAACGUACCGUAUGCCAACAGUGGAGUAUAAAAUGAAUGAGGGGGUUUCUUAUGAACUCAAAUUCCCAUUCAGAAAUAACAACAAAUGGCAAAGGAAUGCCGCCAAAGGAGAAGCAGCUCAAUUGCGACAAGUUCCUUCUCAGCUGCAGAGUCCAGUGUCUUCAAGAGUUGCAUCUGCAAAAGGAGAAGCUAAAUCCCAAACUCCUGAACGUAGCGCCAACAUUCCAAGGAGCAUAUCCAGUGAUGGUCGCCCACUGGAGAAUAAGAGGCUUUCUCCUGGCUCAGAUGUCUAUGUCUCAGUUUCAUCUGUAGCUAUUGGACGAACUCCACAGUGUCGCAGCUCUCCCAGCAACCUGUCAUCAUCCAGUGACACAGGCUCCAGUGCAGGUUCCCAUCGCAGACAGAAAUCCAUGCCUGAAGGGUUUGGAGUUAGCCGUAGGUCACCUGCAUCUAUCGAGAGGCAGAGUACCCAAAAUGAUACUUUAAGCAGUGGCAAAUCUACACCCUGUUGGCAGAGAAGUGAGGACAGCAUUGCAGACCAAAUAGAACCAACAUGCCAUCUCCCUGCUGUUUCUAAAGUACAUCCAUCAUACAGAGAGAGCCCCACUGGAAGACUGAUUCGUCAGGACCCUGUGAGUCAUCUUUCUCCACACAAACAGGGACAGACCGAUAGCCAUUACUCCAGUCACUCUAGCACCAACACGCUGUCCAGCAAUGCAUCAAGUGCUCACAGUGAAGAGAAGUGGUAUGACAGUGGAGAGCGCAUGGAUUCUGAGUUAAACAGCUACAGCUACAUUCAAGGAACGUCAGCAGAUAGCGGCAUAGACACCACCUCCUAUAGCACAAACCAUGUCAGUGCAACUUCACAUGGUGCUUGCUCAACAUCUCCACGCUCUGGUCCUCCUAAGGAGAAGGUGGCACCUCUGUGGCACAGUGUCAGUGAUGUGGGAUUAAUUUCUGAUAGGACUUGUGACAGAGACUCUCAUUCGUUAGAAGGGAAACAGGAGUCCCCUGUAAAUAUAGAAAGUCAAGCUAAAUGCCAGCUUGUCUCUAAGCAAUUAACAAGAGAGAACAGUGCAUAUAGUCUCAGUGAUGGUGCUUCUCACACAAGCACCAUGAGCUCUCGGCACUCAGCAAGUCCUGUUGUCUUUACUAGUGCACGAAGUUCACCCAAAGAAGAGUGUCAUUCUACUUCUCCACAACUUGCCCCUUCUUUUUCCUCUUCCUCUUCUUCCUCCUCUGGUCCUAGGACCUUCUACCCACGUCAGGGUGCUACCAGCAAGUACCUGAUUGGAUGGAAAAAACCUGAAGGGACAAUAAACUCUGUGGGCUUUAUGGAUUCAAGAAAGAGACACCAGAUGGAUUGUAAUGAACCACCUACAAGAUUACGUGCUUCUAUCAGAGACCUACAGGCAUCUCCAAAGAGGGUGUCUUCAGUACAAGAUGAAUUAAAGAAGCUCAUUGACCUGGAUAGCUCACCACCUGGGUCAGAAAAGACUUUAAAGACCUCUUUCCCAUCAACAUCAUCCACCAGGCGAUCAUUGCACAGGACUUUGUCAGAUGAGAGUAUUUACAGCGGUCAGAGGGACCUGAUGUUUCUUAACUCAAGAACUUCACUCUUGGAUCAAGCUCUGCCUAACGAUGUUCUCUUCAGUAGUACCUAUCCGUCACUAAACAAAUCGCUUCAAUUACGUAGGCCAUCAUAUACAUUGGGUGAAUAUUCUGCCUCUGAUACUUCCCUCACAGACAUCCAUGAUCAAAGGAGGCAAACCAUGGCUGAUCCAGGCCUUAUGCCCCUUCCAGAUGCUGCUUCUGACAUAGAAUGGUCAAACCUGGUAGAUGCUGCAAAAGCCUUUGAGGUUCAAAGAGCAUCAUUUUUUUCUCCUACGGAUGAGGACAACAGACCUGCAAGCUCUGCUUCUGUGGAUUUUCAGUCUGAGGAACAGACAGGCACUCGAGCUAAUCCUUACUUUGGGAAAGAGUCUCCUACCACAUUAGCUUCAAAAGUGGAACAAUUAGAAAGCAUGCUAAAGAUGCUCCAAUACGAUUUGAAAAAGGAAAAAGAGGAUAAAGCCAAUCUGCAGGCCGAAAUUCAGCUGUUACGAGAAGACAACUUGCGCUUACAGGAGGAAUCUCAGAAUGCCUCAGCCAAGCUAAAGAAAUUUACUGAAUGGGUUUUCAACACUAUUGAUAUGAGCUAAAAUACAUUAAUUUUAUUUCUCCAGUCCACAA